Etheostoma cragini (Arkansas darter) is the source of this 5845-nucleotide messenger RNA. It is a transcript of the gene plekhh2, whose product is annotated as pleckstrin homology domain containing, family H (with MyTH4 domain) member 2. NCBI's taxonomy places the organism in Eukaryota, Metazoa, Chordata, Actinopteri, Perciformes, Percidae. The record is from RefSeq and is a predicted model, not a curated record. Gene Ontology annotation, molecular function: actin binding. Bases 230 to 4675 code for a protein of 1481 amino acids. The transcript has 30 exons. Gene Ontology annotation, cellular component: cytoplasm; cytoskeleton. Gene Ontology annotation, biological process: negative regulation of actin filament depolymerization.
UGGACGUGUUGUGCGAAACCACAUACUCUAAGUCCAACCCUGCUCCAACUUUUUGCCUUUGAGCUGAAAUGAAAUCCUCGCGCAAGAGAGAAAUUCACCGUUUUACUCAUGAAUUAGGAUUUUCUCCACAGGAAUAACAAGACGUCACGUUUAGAAGCUGGAGUCAACAUGGCGUGAAAUUCCUCGUGUGGUUUCUAUCCAUCAAAUAUUGAAAGGAGGGUUGGGUGUUAUGGCGGAGGGGGAGGAGGCCAUGAGCCAGGAGGACUGGAAGGAGAAGUGUAUGGUCCUGGAGGCCCUGCUCAUGAAGUUCCGAGUGCAGAUAAUCAAGAUUCGAGAACUCACCGCUGACAAGAUUCAACAAUUGGAGACGCAGGUUAUCGAUGCAGAAAAGCGGGCCUUCACCGCUCACCAACAGGUGCAGUGGAUGGAGGAGAAGCUGAAAGCUCCGGACAGCCAGUCCGGAGACUCCGAGGUGCGUUUGUUCCAGCGCUGCCAGGAGCUGCAGGCCUCGCUGCAGGAGAAGGAGGACGUCAUCGGCCAGCUGGAGCAACAGCUGGAGGAGCAGAAACAGAUCCGACUUCAGGAUGCCAAAACAGUGGAGGAGAAAGCAGCUAAGAUCAAGGAAUGGGUGAUGCUAAAGUUGUCAGAGUUUGAGGUGGAGAACGCAGCCUUAAGAGAAACCAACAGGCAGCAGGAGGCCCAGAUUGUGGAGUUACAGAAACAAGUGCAGGUCUUUGAGCAGAAGUGUGGUGAGGGACAAGGAGUCCUGUGCAGACCAGGGGAGGCCCAGCGUCUCAGCAGCCUGACGUUUGGCUGUUUCCAGGUGAGGGGGAAGAGUCCCCAGGUCCUCACUGGACCAGCACCCUGCCAGAGGAGCCUGAGCACCCAGGGAGAGACUGAGGGCAGAGAUAAGACUGAGAAGAGGAGUAAGCAGCCAGUCUUCUCAGGGACAAACGGUGAAGUCCAGACCCCUGACCAGACUGGACUUCUGGGUAAUCGUCUGGAGGAAGGUGCAUCUGAGGAAGCACAUGAGCCUGAGUCCCGCAGCAUCUCCUCCGUUCUCUCCAGCGCUGCAUCAGAGGGGGAGGGAGGGGGAGGAGGAGGGUGUGCUCUGGAGUUCAGCCGCCCCGGCAGUGACACCUACCUGACUGCUUCGGACGACAGCAGCUCUCUGUUCGACGACGAAAUGCAGCGCGCCGAGCGGCCCCACUUCAGCCUGCUAGGCUCAUCAGAGGGGCCUCUGGGAGGCUGUAAGGAUGGGGAGGAGGAGGGGGGGGCACACAGGGCCAAGCUGGGGGACUGCACCUCAGAGGAGCUCAACAAGCGAUUCCAGUCGCAGAGACUUGACUCCUCAUCCUCUUCCGGCGAAGCCAACACCCCUAGCCCCAUCCUCCCCCCAGCCCUCACCCCUAAACGACCCAACCCACCACAGGACCCGAGGGAUAACCCCGCAUCGCCCAAACAGCCCCGACUGCGGACCCCAGCAGGGUUUGGGUUGACGAAUGUGGCUCUGGCCAAGAAACACCUGAGCCAACCGCCAAUCAGCCGCGAGGCAGCACACGGACAAACACGCAAUGCUCUCAGCAUGCUACGCCCCCUCCGACCACAGGAAACUGACCUCGACCAGGAGCAGGAAGUUGGCAUGGAGACGGGAAGGGACACGCCUCCUCAAAGCCUCCCUUGCUCACAAGCUGUGCCUACCUCUCCAACCUUGCAGACGUUACCUGCUCCACCUGAAGCUGGUACAGAGAUCUGCCCAGAGAAGGAAGACUGUGACAGCUCAGCACCGCCUACACCCCCUUUGCACAGGCUGCCCUCCUGGGAGAGUCGCAUCUAUGCUGUCGCUAAAUCUGGAAUCCGACUGUCUGAGACAUCCUGCACAGACACUGCAAGCAAAGACCCUUACCUCCAGUCCUCCUAUCCUGCCUUUGUAAUGUACACAUCCCUCAUUUAUAAAAACAUGACUACUCCAGUUUACACUACUCUGAAGGGGAAAGCCACCAUGCUGAGCAGCAGUCCGUUCUCAGACGAGUCAUCCAGCUCCGAGGAGUCCUCUAGCUCUGGAGAAGAGGACGGCUCCCUCUGCAGUUCCCACACCUCGUCCAGCUCCCGCAAGGACAGCAGCCCAGGCAGCCCGCGCUCUCUCAAGAGAGCUGUGUCCACGUCUUCUAUGACAUCAGAGAGCGACUAUGCCAUCCCUCCUGAUGCCUACUCCACCGACACAGAGUGCUCUGAACCGGAGCAAAAACUCCCCAAAACCUGCUCUUCAACCAGCGACAAUGGCAAGAGUGAACCAAUGGAGAAGUCAGGCUACCUGUUGAAAAUGGUGAAGACCUGGAAGAAAACGUGGAAGAGACGCUGGUUUGUCCUCAAAGACGGAGAGCUGCUCUACUACAACUCACCUAGUGACGUGAUCAGAAAACCUCAGGGUCAGAUCGAAGUCAAUGCCACCAGCAGCAUCGCCCGUGGAGAGGGAAAACAAGUCCUCCAGGUGGUGACAGGGAAGCGUGUGUACUACCUGAAGGCUGACUCCCCUAACCUGCUGGAGGAGUGGCUCAGGGUGCUGCAGAGCGUUCUCAGGGUGAAAGCUGCCAGUCCUCUCUUCACCCAGCCGGAUAUUCGCCCCGGCAUGAAGGGACUGCUCAUCAAGGUGAAGCACGGCUACUCUAAGCGGGUUUGGUGUGCCCUGAUUGGGAAAACCUUGUACUAUUUCCGCAGCCAAGAGGACAAGUUCCCCCUGGGUCAGAUUAAGCUGUGGGAGGCCCAGGUGGAGGAGGUAGACAGGUCAAGAGAUUCAGAUGAUGACCUGAAGGCAUGUGGACGAGGCCUACAGGCGGCAUCUUUUACCAUCGCCAUCCACCCACAAGAGCAAGGGCCGACCUACUUGCUCAUCGAGUCACGCCACGAAAAGGACUCGUGGCUGUACCAUCUGUCUGUGGCAGCGGGCACCACCGUGGGUAACGUCGGCACUGAGUUUGAACAGUUGGUGGGAAAACUCUUCCAACUGGACGGAGAUCCAAACUCUCAGAUCUGGAGACAUCCCAUGCUGUGUUUCAGUAAGGAAGCUCUGUUGUCUCCUCUCACCACCUUGCCUUCACAAGCUCUGCAGACAGAGGCCGUUAAACUCUUUAAGACUUGUCAGCUUUUCAUCAACGUAGCCAUUGACGCUCCAGCCAUCGACUACCAUGUCUCACUGGCCCAAAGUGCUUUGCAGGUGUGUCUGGCCCACCCAGAGCUCCAGAAUGAGUUCUUCUGCCAGCUCAUUAAACAGACCCGUAGGAGGCAGCCACACGGCCAUCCAGGGCCGCUACAGGGUUGGCAGUUCCUAGCCUUGUGUGUCGGUCUGUUUCUGCCUCAGCACCCGUUCCUCUGGCUGCUCCAGGUUCACCUCAAAAGACACGGAGACGCCAGGACUGAGGUGGGAAAGUAUGCCAUCUACUGCCAACGCUCUAUGGAGCGGACCCAGCAGAAGGGCGAGAGGCAUGCCAGACCGUCACGUAUGGAAAUACUGUCGAUCCUACUGAGGAAUCCCUAUCAUCACUCUCUGCCAUUCAGCGUUCCUGUUCACUUCCUCAAUAACACCUACCAGGUGGUGAGCUUUGAUGCUUCGACCACAGUGGACGAGUUCCAGUGUCGCCUCAACCAGGACACCGGCAUAAGGAAAACAGGGCUCUCUGGUUUCAGCUUGUACACUGAUGACCCUACUGGAAGAGAGCUGGAACACUGCCUGCAAGGAGGCAUCAAGAUUUGUGACAUUAUCUCCAAAUGGGAGCAAGCCUCUAAGGAGCAGCACACUGGGAAGUCUGAAAACACCAGGACGGUCCGCCUCACCUACAAGAACAGGCUGUACUUCUCACUCCAAGUCAGGGGGGAAUCAGAGAGGGAGAGGCUGCUGCUGGCUUAUCAGACAAAUGAGGCCAUUGUAGCGGGACACUUCCCUGUUAACAAGGAGCUGGCUCUGGAAAUGGCUGCACUGCUGGCCCAGGUGGAGUUUGGAGACUUUGAGCGGCCCUUCUCAGCUCCUGGAUCAGCCCAGACCAAGUCGAACCAAACCCUGAAACAGGUCCUGGACAGAUUUUACCCAAAACAUUACCGCAGGGCAACGUCUGAGGAGCAGCUCAGACACCUGCUGCAGCGCCUCUCUGCCCGCUGGGCCUCCCUCAGGGGCCGGAGUCCCCCCGAGUGUGUCAGGAUCUACCUGACCGUUGCAAGGAAGUGGCCGUUCUUUGGAGCCAAAUUAUUUGAAGCAGAGUCUAUCGCCCCCUCUCCAGAGCAGGGGGAACGUGUUUGGCUGGCAGUGCACGAAGAUGGCAUCAGCGUUCUGGAAAACAACUCUGUUAAGCCGCUGGUGUCCCACCCGUACAAGAGCCUGAUGACGUUCGGGGGCUGCAAACAGGACUUCAUGCUGGUCGUGGGGCAGAGCAUCGGGACCAACGCCAGCAAAGACAAACCUACAGAGAAACAUCUGUUUGCUAUGGACGACUCCAAGAUUAGGGAGAUCACCCUCCUCCUCUCCAGUUACAUCAACAGCGCUCAUCAGCAGAAGGCCGCCGCCCACCACCUCUCUGCCCCGGCUCUGAUGGCGGCCCAGCCCAUCAGCCUGAGGAGCAGAGAUCUGAGGAGCAAAUCCCCACCAGCACUGGGACGCCCCAGCAAGACCCCCACGCUGCUGUGACCGCCUCCGAUCUCUCUGAGGAACGUUCACUUCACAGAAAUGAAGGAUUUAUUCACAGUUGCACAAGGCCUGAAUCCCAUUGUCACACAGCUCUUCCUUCUCAUCAGUGUGCCAGAUUCAUUUCUUGUAUGGUUGCUUGGCUGCCUACUGGAAGUGACAAGUACAGUCUUGUCCCCUUCAGUUUGUCCUUUCAUUUUAAAGCAUUUGAACUCCUGAAAGGUGACCCGAGUGCAUUCCUCAGAGAACAUAUGGAACUGGAGCAGUGAGCUGGUACAAAGGUGUCCUAAGAGACUUCGCUUAACAAUCUGCCAUAUAUCAUAUAAGACAUAGUUGGUCUACCUGAUGACUCUAAAGAUAAGUCCACACUAUUUAUUGACAGACUGAGCUAGCGUUUUAAAGGGUCAAAUAAUCCAUCUGUGCCGUGUGGUGCAUUUUUCUUCUUCUUUUUUUUUUAAAGGUGUUCUUUGAAGUAAACUUUUAUACACAAAAGGUAAUGAGGCCUUGUUAAGGAGGGUAUAUUUGUAUCUUUUUUUCUGUCCUCCUGUAGGGCACAAUAACUACCAGGAAUCAAAACCCUUCCAUAUCAUUGUAUAAUGAAGGAUACUAAAGCAUAUGGCAAGGCUGCAGCUGAAGAAAAUGUUAAUGUAAUCGUAUAUGUGUGUGUGUUUGCAAUGCAACAGAUGUAAUUGGUAAGCCCGUAGAGUGUGUGAGUUGGUCGCUUCGGGAAAGGUUUCCAGUUUAUAAGAGGACACCAGUUUGGACCCUGUGUGCUCUUAGUUACUGAAUAGCCAGAAGAGCGGUGAAACUAUAAUCAUGUACAAACACUUUAAGCCUUUCCGGCGGAGUGAACAGUGGAAAUCAGCGAGACGCCUCCAUUAAGGAUUUCACAUGACGUCAUUUAGAGAAGUAACACAGGUUUUAAGUUGAUUUUGAGGAAGAUGGUCAAGGUAUGUGAUAAGGGAACAGGUUGCUCGGGUUACAGGGAAAUAGUGUUUCUCUUUUCUGUCACCUAGCUUGAUAAAAAAUAUGAUAAACUUGAAAACAGGACUUCCUUUUUUUAUGUAUGGUACAAAGUAAAGAUAAGGUAAAAGCUGAUUUCCCCUCCCAGUAUUAUCUGAAGCCUGUGGAUAUUGUCAGGUAUUAUAAUAUAUUGUAAAUGUCUCAUAUUUG